Clupea harengus (Atlantic herring) is the source of this 1873-nucleotide messenger RNA. Its product is annotated as D-serine dehydratase. Gene Ontology annotation, biological process: D-serine catabolic process. Gene Ontology annotation, molecular function: D-serine ammonia-lyase activity. Lineage: Eukaryota; Metazoa; Chordata; Actinopteri; Clupeiformes; Clupeidae. The record is from RefSeq and is a predicted model, not a curated record.
CCCUUGGAGUCAUUGAGAUGCAGCACAAGGUUUUUGCUGUUUUGAGCCUUUGGACAUUCCGUAGUCAUACGACGAUAGACGAAAGCGACUACUCUCAAGCUGAAACCCUGCCGGUAACUUUAAAUGAAACGAUGGCGGCUGAUUUCACGAAUGACCUGUGCACCCCAGUUUUCAUAGUUGACCUGGACACGGUGAAGAGGAACGCCAGAGUGAUGCUAGAGCGAUUUCAGAAGCUUGGGGUACAGCUACGCCCUCAUAUGAAAACACAUAAAACAGUAGAGUGUGCAGACAUCAUGACAGGUGGAGCGCGGCGCUGCAUCGUGGUGUCGACCCUGGCCGAGGCGUCUUUUUUCGCCGACCACGGCUAUGAUGACAUCCUAUAUGCCUACCCUCUGCCCUUCGACAAAGUGGAGCGCUGCGCACAGCUCGCGGAGCGACUGUCGCUCUUCCAUGUUCUGGUGGACAACAGUGCCGCCCUAGAGGAACUGAGGAAGAGGCCACUGAAGCAGGGCAAAGCAUGGCAUGUGUGGAUGAAGCUGGACUGUGACAAUGGCAGAGCUGGCAUCCCCUAUUCUGAGCCAAGGGCGCUACAACUGGCCAAGGACAUCACAGAGACUACAGGCGUUGAGCUCACUGGGGUAUAUGCACACUGUGGGAACACCUACGGUUGCCAAGGGGAAGCGCAGAUUAAGGCGGUCGCUCAGGAGACCACCACAGUCACUCUGCAGUUCAUGGAUAAGCUUAAGGCAGCUGGGAUCCAGGGUGUAAAGUCCAGCAUUGGCUCCACCCCCUCCUGCAGCCACCCAGUCGCUGACAUGGCAAUGCUGAGUGAAGUGCACCCUGGGAAUUAUGUAUUUUAUGACGUGCAGCAGUCUCUGAUUGGCUCUUGCAGCCUGAAGGACGUGGCGGUGCGAGUGCUCACCAGGGUCAUUGGUCACUACCCUCACAGAAACCAGUUGCUGGUCGACUGUGGCUGGACAGCCCUUAGCCAUGAUGGGGGUGGCAAACUCCCCACAGGGUAUGCAGUCAUCGAAGGGCAUCCUGAGCUCAAACUGCUGUCUAUGACUCAGGAGCAUGGGCGAAUAGAAGCUGUAUCUGGAAAGCUGGACUUCACUAAAUACCCAGUUGGCUCAAUGCUCUCCCUGAUGCCUUACCAUGCUUGUGCUACUGCCAUGAUGCAUCCCAUGUACUAUGUUCACUCCAACGGAAAGAUAGUGGGGACAUGGACUCCUACACGAGGAUGGUGAGGCUGCUGUCACAUAAAGGACUUUGGGAUUAUCAGAGUAGAAAUUAUUCCUGUGUAACGUCCAACUACUAGAGAUUAUGACCUCACAAAUGAACUGGAAUUAUGUUUUGGAAUCUGCAGUGAGGGUUUUUAUCCAUGAAAUGUGCCAUUAGUGACAAAAUGGAGAGAUAUUUCAAAAGUCUUAAAAAAAAUGUAUAGGUAUUAACAUUUAUAAAAUAUACUAACAAAAUGCGUAAAAUGGCAUUACUAAUGUAGAAAAGUUGUUUGUGUUUAGCUUGAUCUUGUGGGAAUGACUAAUGGCACUCUGUAUGGUAACUGCACCACCAGAUUUCACCAGGUGGCAGCACAAACCCUGUUUGUAAAUUGAUGCUUGCAGAUAAGACGAAAGAUACUGUCUGAAAAUCAAUAAACUGCUUGGUGAUUUUCAUUUAAUUGGGUGAAAGACAUUGUAACAAUUAGAGUCUUAAUCUCACAUAAUUGAACGAGGUGAGAAAAGCGUUGAUUUGAUGCCUUUCUUUAAAUUGAAGUGUUCAUAUCACUGGAAAUGCACAUCAUUUAUACUGCAAUUCGCCUUUUGACAAAAGUGAGGAAAACAUGAAAAUAAACUCAAAUUAUAAUACCAUUAAA